AUGAAAAGAAAAUCGGUUCAAGGAUCAGAACGACAGCAGAGGCUGUGGGCCUUGCAGAAGCUGAAGCUCUUCUCCUCAGAGGACAUCACAGUGAGAAGUCUGAUGGUGGUUUCCUCCAUGGUUUCCUUCAAAGAGAACUUCUGGCAGGGGCUCCUGCUCAUGGCCUCCCUUUUAAGCUGCUGGCACCCAACUACCACUACCCAAAUGGGCAUUACUUUCGUACCAUUUCCUGUGUUUGAAGGAACAAACGUCAUUCUUCAAGUUAUAAAUCUUCCAGACACUCAUACAUCCUUUGCCUGGUUCAAAGAGAUAACAGAAAAGAGUCACGAGAUUGCACUGUAUGCAGUGAAUGCUAAAGGAAAUAUGACGGGGCGUGCAUACAGUGGCAGAGAGACAAUCUACAGUGAUGGAUCUCUGCAGAUCCGCAACGUCACUCAGAAGGACACAGGACACUAUAUUCUAGAAGGCUAUAAUAGGCAAGCAAAACUUGUAUCAGUAGCACCCAUAUACCUCCUCGUCUACUCUUCCCCUUCGAUGUGUGGACGCCCUCCCACCUCUGUUCAGCCCAGUAUUGAAUUAGUGCCUCCCUAUGGUGCUAAAGGAGGAAACGUUCUUCUACGUGUUCACAACCUCCCAGAGAAGCUUCGAACCGUUUCCUGGUACAAGGGGGUAGCUGUGUUCAAGAAUGAAGAGAUUUCUCAGUACAUAAUAGCCAAGAAGGAAAGUGUGGAGGGACCUGCACACAGCGGUAGAGAGACUGUGUACAACGAUGGGUCUUUGCUGAUCCACAAUGUUACCAGGAAGGACACUGGAUUCUAUACCCUACGAACUCUGAGCACAGAUCUGAAAGAGGAAGUGGUACAUGUCCAACUCCUGGUGGAUGCUUCCUAUUUGACAUGUGGACCCCUUCCCACUGCUACUCAGCUCAGAGUUGAAUCAGUGCCACCCCGUGUUUCUGAAGGUGGAAGUGCUCUUCUACUUGUUCACAAUCUCCCAAGGAAUGUUCGAGUAAUUUUCUGGUACAAAGGCGUGGUUGUGUUCCAGAGGCAAGAGGUUGCUUAUUACACAAUAGGCAGCAAUUCAAGUAGAAAGGGACCUGCACACAGUGGCAGAGAGACAUUGUACAGCAAUGGGUCCCUGCUGAUCCACAAUGUCACCUGGAAUCACAUCGGAUUCUACAUCUUGCGCCUUCACAGAACAAAUAUGAGAGAACAAGUGGCAUAUGUGCAACUCCAGAUGGAUGCCUCCCUUUCUACCUGCUGUAACCAUCUCACCUCUGCCCCACUCAUAAUCGAUCAAGUGCCACAGAAUGUUGCUAAAGGGGAAAACGUUGUUCUCCACGUUUAUAAUCUGCCACAAGAUCUGCGAGCCUUUUCCUGGUACAAAUACAUACAUGGAAACCAACGUCAAAAAAUUGCAGAAUACAGCAGAGACAUGAAUUCCAUCAUCAGGGGCCCUAAACACAGCAGACGAAUGACUGUGUACACCAACGGAUCCCUGUUUCUCCAUAGUAUCAGAGAGAAAGAUGCAGGAUUCUACACACUGGAAACUUUAAACAGAGAGUUCAAAAUUGCAACAAUACAUGCACGUCUUGAUAUAAAUGCCUGCAUUCACCCUUCCACCACUGGCCAACUCAUUAUUGAACCAGUGCCUCCCAACAUUGUUGAUGGGAGCAAUGCUCUUUUGGUUGUUCAUAAUAUGCCAGAGAAACUUCAAGCCUUUUACUGGUACAAAUGGGUAGGCAUUCUCUACAAAAGCUUAAUUUACGGGACUGAAAUAACGACCAAUAGAAGAAUGCUGGGCCCUGCAUACAGCGGUAGAGAGACAGUGUACCCCAACGGGUCACUGCUACUGGAAAAUGUCACCCAGGAGGACACUAGAUUAUACACCCUACGAAUCUUAAAUAUGCAGCUUGAAAGUCAGGAGACACACGCGCAGCUCCACAUAUACAAGCCUCUGAUACAGCCCUUUCUUUGGGUUCCAAAUUCCAUAGUCAGAGUACAGAGCUCUGUGGUCCUCACUUGCCUCUCAGACGACACUGAAGUCUCCACCGAGUGGUUCUUCAAUGACCAGGAGCUACAGCUCACAGAGAGGAUGACACUGUCCCCGGCAAGGUGCUGGCUUAAGAUUGAUCCUGUCAGACUUGAGGAUUCUGGAAAAUAUAUGUGCGAGAUCUCCAACCCAAUCUUUUCAAGUAGCAGUCCUCCAAUCUUCCUGGCUGUCAUCAAAGCAUGA
Molecule: messenger RNA, 2235 nt
Organism: Acomys russatus (golden spiny mouse)
Lineage: Eukaryota; Metazoa; Chordata; Mammalia; Rodentia; Muridae
Product: carcinoembryonic antigen-related cell adhesion molecule 3-like
Exons: 8
Coding region: 1-2235 (744 amino acids)
Biological process (GO): regulation of immune system process; signal transduction
Cellular component (GO): plasma membrane; cell surface
Molecular function (GO): protein tyrosine kinase binding
Source: RefSeq, a predicted model, not a curated record